AGAUGGAAAAGGGAAAAGUUUCGACCAUUAGAGGGAGAUCUCAGAGCGCGCAGAGGAGCUGUGCACAGCCUCCGCCAGCCGCGCUCCGCAUACCAGAAGCACCACUUUAGUGAAAGGCAGGGAGAAACAAAUCCUCUCUCACGCCAAUCCAUGAAAAUGCUUUGGAAACUGACGGAUAAUAUCAAGUAUGAGGAAUGUGAGGAAAACUUCUGCUCCUUCACCAGGCUUCCUCGCGGUCCUGCAGCUGGAGAGGGGCUGGGUCCUUCCCCAGGAACUUCGGGGCUUGUGGAAACCCAGCUUUGUCGGCAGUGUGUGAGGGAAGACGAGCAGGAUGGAGGAUGCAGCAGCGGUCUUGUCUCUAGGGCGAGCCGGCUCGGCGGCGCUGGGAGCCCCCCGGCGGGGCGCCGUCGAGGCAUGGACGGGGCGGCGGCGGCGGCGGGCGGCCCCCCGGAGCCCACCCCGCGGAAAGGAGGCGGCGGGGGCUCCUCGGAGGGUAGCAAGAGCCAAGCGGGGAGCCAGCAACCACUCUUCGCCGUGGGCUUUGAGGCCGGCUUCGCCCAGCAGCCGCAGCCCGAGCCCAUGUCCUUGCCCCUCUCCCCCCCCCCUUACCAGCCCAUCUACCCCCAGUCUCAGGACCCCUACUCCCACGUGAACGACCCCUACAGCCUCAACCCCCUCCACGCCCAGCCGCAGCCCCAGCACCCAGGAUGGCCGGGACAGAGGCAGAGCCAGGAGACGGGGCUCCUGCACACGCACCGGGGGCUCCCCCACCAGCUUUCGGGCUUGGACCCCCGCAGGGACUACCGGCGGCACGACGACCUGCUGCAUGCCCCGCACGGGCUGGGCUCGGGGCUGGCCGACCUGCCCCUACACUCCAUCCCUCACGCCAUCGAGGACGUGCCGCACGUAGAAGACCCCGGUAUUAACAUCCCGGAUCAAACUGUAAUUAAGAAAGGCCCCGUGUCCCUCUCCAAGUCUAACAACAACGCCGUCUCCUCCAUCCCCAUCAACAAGGACGCGCUCUUCGGCGGGGUGGUCAACCCCAACGAGGUCUUCUGCUCGGUGCCGGGCCGCCUCUCGCUGCUCAGCUCCACCUCCAAGUACAAGGUCACGGUGGCGGAAGUGCAGCGACGCCUCUCGCCGCCCGAGUGCCUCAACGCCUCCCUGCUGGGCGGAGUGCUGCGGAGGGCGAAGUCCAAAAAUGGAGGGCGAUCUCUCAGAGAGAAAUUGGACAAAAUAGGGCUAAACCUGCCGGCUGGGAGGCGCAAAGCUGCUAACGUUACCUUGCUCACUUCGCUGGUGGAGGGAGAAGCAGUGCAUCUAGCUAGAGAUUUUGGGUACGUUUGUGAGACAGAAUUUCCUGCCAAAGCAGUAGCUGAAUUUCUCAACCGACAACAUUCCGAUCCAAAUGAGCAAGUCACAAGAAAAAACAUGCUUCUGGCUACAAAACAGAUCUGUAAAGAGUUCACCGACCUGCUGGCUCAGGACCGAUCUCCCCUGGGGAACUCGCGGCCCAACCCCAUUUUGGAGCCGGGCAUCCAGAGCUGCCUGACCCACUUCAACCUUAUCUCGCACGGCUUCGGCAGCCCAGCAGUGUGCGCUGCCGUCACCGCCCUGCAGAACUAUCUCACUGAGGCGCUCAAGGCCAUGGACAAAAUGUACCUCAGCAACAAUCCCAACAGCCACACAGACAACAGCACCAAAAGCGGCGACAAAGAGGAGAAGCACCGAAAGUGAGGAUCCCCCCCACACUCCUCUCCCUCCCCCCGUACAGCCCAUCAGUCCAUUCAUCUCCCUCCUCCCUCUUCCCUGCACCCAGCACCCCAGGCUACAGCAACAGAAUGAGCGUCCUUCUGCCAAUCCUGUUCUCUGACUCUGCAGGACUGCUCUGCCCUCUCCCUGCACCCUUUCCCAGCAUCCACAUUUCCAUUUUUUCUCUUUUCACUCGCCCCUCCUCUCCCCCACUGCUACCAUCGUUUUACUGCCCCAGUUUGGAGCCUAAGAGAACAGAACAGGGGGACGGAGCCAGCAAAGAGAAAAAGUUCUGUCUUGAGUUUGUGAACUUUUUUUAAAAAAUAAAACAAAAGGAGGAAAAAAAAAAAAAACAAACAAAAAAGGACCUUUUUUUUUUCUAAAAAUAUAUUAAAAAUAAUAAAAAAAGAAAUAAUACUUUAAAAAAAUCUAUGAGCUUCACUGGACUGAAUCACCACCUUCCCUUACAUAAACUUCAGUUAAGAUUGUAGCCAUAUUAAGAAAAAAGUGAAAAAAGUGCAACAGCA
Molecule: messenger RNA, 2279 nt
Organism: Oxyura jamaicensis (ruddy duck)
Lineage: Eukaryota; Metazoa; Chordata; Aves; Anseriformes; Anatidae
Gene: TFAP2A
Product: transcription factor AP-2 alpha
Exons: 9
Coding region: 151-1737 (528 amino acids)
Biological process (GO): regulation of cell population proliferation; regulation of transcription by RNA polymerase II; anatomical structure development
Cellular component (GO): nucleus
Molecular function (GO): DNA-binding transcription factor activity, RNA polymerase II-specific; RNA polymerase II transcription regulatory region sequence-specific DNA binding
Source: RefSeq, a predicted model, not a curated record